Mytilus californianus (California mussel) is the source of this 10777-nucleotide messenger RNA. Its product is annotated as mediator of RNA polymerase II transcription subunit 13-like. Gene Ontology annotation, biological process: regulation of transcription by RNA polymerase II. The transcript is spliced from 31 exons. Lineage: Eukaryota; Metazoa; Mollusca; Bivalvia; Mytilida; Mytilidae. Gene Ontology annotation, molecular function: transcription coregulator activity. Gene Ontology annotation, cellular component: mediator complex. The record is from RefSeq and is a predicted model, not a curated record. The coding region runs from base 140 to 6193 and encodes 2017 amino acids.
CCCAGCAAGUCGGCCAUUAUUGUCGCCAUAUUAUGUGAGGAAUUUAUGAAUUACUGAAAAUUUUAUGGUUUAACAACCAUUUGGAUGAUUUGACAAACGAAUUUAUCAGUUUAGUGUCAUAUAAAAUCAUGGAGUGACAAUGAGUCACCCAAACCCAGCAGGAAACGGCUGCUCACUGGAGGAUUGUUACACAAAUUUAUUUGCAUUGACUGAUAUUUGUGGCAUUAAAUGGAGAAGGUUAGCCACAAACCCUGAUUCCCAUGUUCCCUUGGGGUUGGAUCAUCUUGAGGACCCUGUUUUGGUUUCCUAUUCAAAAUGUAUUCAGUCCGACAUACUGUGUGUCUGGAGACGAAUUCAGAAUCAAGCUGGAGAACAGCGUACCGACCAUUUAUCAUUCAAUAAAGAAUUAUGGAUCUUUUGGUAUGGAGAUGAACCUGCUGCAUUAGAAUCGCAUGUCUCUAAGGAUCUUAUAGUGAAGGAAACAGGUUCCUGGGACAAAGGUAAAGAUCAUGGACUGUCCUAUGAAUGCAGAACAUUACUAUUCAAAGCAUUGCAUAAUCUCAUUGAAAGGUGUUUGUUGACAAAGGGAUUUGCCAGACUGGGAAGGUGGUUUGUUCAACCAUAUGAUUCUCAGACACAGAAUACUGACAGACAGACACAUCUUUCCUUCAGCUUUAAUUUCUUUCUUCAUGGAGAGAGUUCAGUUUGUGCCAGUAUUGAAGUUAAACAACACCCACCUGUCUGGAGACUUACAACACAUCACUUGACGUUAGCACAAGAAAAUCAUACUAACUUCCAAGUCAUACUAGCACCAUAUGGUUUAAAUGGUACAUUAACUGGCCAGUCCUACAGAGAUGCUGAUCAACAUGCCCACAAAGUACUGGAUGAAUGGAGUCGAUUCUAUCCAAUUGACAAAUCUGACAAGGAAGGGGAUCCUUCUAAAGCACCAGCGUUGGUAGAAGUUCUUGUUGCUGGUGUACGUAUGAAGUAUCCGUCAAGUUUUGUAUUACUGUGCGAUGUUGAAGAAUAUCUACAUAAGAAUAUUACAGCACCUGCCCCAGCAACAAGUCUGCCACGCCCACAGCCAGUUGUACCACACAGUCAUUUAACUCCACCCUCAUCCCCAGCAGAUAUCAGUAUUCUGACAGAUCACGGAACCAAAACAGGAGGUGGUGUUAUGGCCUCCGGAGGAACACAUCAUAUGGAUAUCAGUUCGGAUUUGAUCGCUAAAUCUGAACGUGUUUUCUCGAGUAAAAUACAGGAGAAGAUGUUACAGGAUAACUGUAUCAAUUCUGUUGUCAGUAAAAGACCAUCUGAAGCAGUAAGUGAAGAAACAGCCGCUGGUGUGUGGGAUUUCAAUGACCCUACCACAAAACUCAACUGUAACUGUUCAAGGCAUCGUUUAUUAAAGAAUAAGCCAAUCUUGACAGGACAAAACAAAACACAACAAGGAACAACAAACAAGCAUGGAAAAGGGGAUUUUAAAACAGACAAAAAUGAAAGACCACCUUCUAGAUUAGGCAGAAGCACAGCCUUCCAUCGCCAGUCAACAACUGCAGAGGUAGUAGAUGUUGACUUGUUGAUGCAGAGGGCAACAGUACAGGGUGUUAACUUUGCUCCUUCCCAAGGACCAGGUGGAACAUUACCACAGUUGAAUAACACGGGUGAAGGUAGCACAGUUCCAGAAGGCCAUUCUCCAGCGGCUGUACCUUCACCACUAGAAGAGCCAAACAGUCAUUCUCAUGUCAGUCAGAGUGGUGAACCUACCAUGCCCAAAUUAAGUCCACACCCACCACCAGAGGUUCCUGAAAUUAAGCCAGUGGUCGAAAAUAAUCCUAGUGCUAUGGUCAAUGGACAUGUGGACUUUGCCAAACCAAAUGAUGUGUCGACGCCAAAAGCAGCAGAAAACGUAAUGUCCCCUCCUUGGGUUCCUUCUGAAGCAAAAAAUGUUAGUAUUAACAAUUGGAUCAAAUCUCAUCAGCUUCAUAAGCAUGUAGAGGUUCCUGGGAUAAAAAGGCCAUUGUUGCCGACCCUUCAGACAGAUGGGGAGAGCUUUGUGACUGAGAAUCUUUACAAUCUGGACCCUCUUAACACAUGGUUGAGUAUCCCAGUACUGAAGAAACCACGAUAUGAAGAACUGUCUCCGGAUGGGGAAUCAAUGAUGAUAUCCCAGAAGCACAUGAAUUGUAAUUCUCCCCAGUCUAUGGAAGAUGAUCCUUACGAGUUUUCUGAUGAGGCAUCAAUUAAUCCUGCUACAAUCACAAACAGAAAGAUGAGAGAUAGCAGAGAUGAAGGCUUUCACAAUCGCAAGUCUCCUUACGGCAGAGGGGAUGAUGAAUCUGGUAGAUUGGAUUCUAACAGGGAUGGUACUGAUCCUGGCUCCUUGACAUCACCGCCAGCAACUCCAAACCCAGCUUUAAAGCAGGAUGGUCUGAUGCAUCUGAAUGAUCUUGUUGUGAAACCUUCAGAUCUGGACCAUAUAUUUGAGUCGGACUCGGAUAAUGAUGAAUCUUCAUUAUUGCCAAAAGACACAAUUAUUCCCGAUGAUCUAAAGCAUGCUACAAAAAUUGUCAUUCAGCCCACUGAAGGAGUGAUAGCUGCUUCAGAAUUGAUCCGAAUGUACCCAACACCUCCAUCAAAUAAUUCAGAGAUUUCACCCAUAUCAUACCAUGAAGUUAUUGAAACAUAUGAAAGGCCCAUUAUCAAGAAAGAAAUUAAUGUUCCUUCUAUUGAAGAGUUCCUCAAGGAUGUACCUAGUGUGUUCCAGCCACAAGAACAAGAAGAAUUUGUCAGUUCAGAAAAAUACUCAACAGUGACUCUACCUAGUAACAAACUGUCUCCUAUCCACCACCCACCAGAUUAUAAAGCUUCUUGGCAGUUUCCUAUGCCAAUCAUGGAGAAACCUCCACCUAACAGCUACAUAAACAUACCGUCCAUAGAGAAUAUUCCAAGCUUGCCAUCACGUAUGCCCUCCAGUGCAAUAGAAUCUUCGCCUGCAAUGUUCCAGACAUCAAGUGUGGGACCACAAAGGACACCGAUGAGUUACGAACUGCAGUCCCCUGCAUCAAAUGCUUCGUCAUAUCUAAACAAAACCUUAAACUCUGUAGACAACCAGGGUACUAAUAAUCAAAUAGCAGAGGUGCAAAGUUUGAUUGUCAAUAUCUUGUUAAUGGAUUCUAGACUCAACGUCUUUAAAGAUGCUAAUUUUGAUAGUUGUAAUUUUUGUGUGUGUAACGGUAAUAUAAAAGGUGCUGAUAGUGGUAUUCUCAUAGAGGAUCCAUCUGGUGAGGCACAGUACAGUUGUACGUGUGGAUUUAGUGCUAUUCGCAAUAGACGAUUUGGAAUUCAUGCAGGAUUAUUUUACGAGGAUGAGGUUGACAUUACAGGUGUGCGAAACGAUCGAUUAGAUAGACGGAAGCCUGGUCUGUUAUCGUUGGAAUUUAAUGGUGAACAUAAAGGGGAUGACCCAAAUAUGUUGGUGCUCGAGUUAUUAUUAGGACAGUUUACUGUGCCGUAUCCUUCCUCAUCCUCAUCUCAACUUUUAAUCAGACUCUCUAUGAACACAGAUACUUCAUAUGCAGCUAUUUCAGUCGAUGAUUUCCCACUAAGGGAUGGAAACGAUGUUUCCUAUACAGCUUUAGACCAAGGUCGGCAGGCUAUGGAACACUGUUUACCAACUAAACUGAACGAUGAUGUGAUGAAAACUACUUGUCUCCAUAAAUGGCAAUUUUUACAAGGUGCUACUAAAAUACCUCUCAAUUCUCAAGACUCCCAACAUCUGUUGAAGUCACUACAACCUAUUUUGCAAGAUGCAAUACAGAACAAACGUGUGACAAGGUUAUGGGAACAGACUUUCAAAUUAACGGGUCCUCUCACAUGGAAGGAAUUUCACCAGCUGGCUGGUCGGGGUUCCGAAGAGAAUUCUUCUCCACAACCUAUACCUGCAUUGUUAGUGGGUCACGACAAAGACUGGCUGUCAGUGUCGCCAUACUCGCUUAGAUUCUGGGAAAAACAGUUCAUGGAACCAUAUGGCAAACAAAGAGACAUUGCCUAUGUUGUUUUAGCUCCAGACAAUAACUAUGUGAUAGACUAUGUCAAAAUAUUCUUUCAAGAACUCAGUAAUGUGUAUGAACUAUGUCGGUUAGGACGUCAUGCUCCAUUUGCCAAAAAGCUUCGUGAUGGAAUCAUGAGGAUCGGUAAAAAGCAGGCAGCUUCUAAAACUGGUGACGAGGUCGAGGAAGAAUUCUUCAAACAUAUAGGUGAAUCUCCCAUUACCAAUAAAUUGAGGCUGUAUGCACAAGUGUGUAGUUCCUGGUUAGCUCCAUUACUUGGCCAGCAGACCUUGGACCAGUCGGUAUUUGAACCAAAUACAAACUACAGGGCAGGGUAUAAACCAUGUGAGCCUAUUCCUCCAACCAACACUGAACAUGUUUUCACUGUACCUCCACCUACUACUGUUAAUGAAGACAAUAAAGAAAACACUCAAACUUCUGAAUCUAACAACUUGAGAGAUCAAAGUCUACAUGAAAAUGAUCGUGAAAAACCCACGGAGAGUCCAGCAUUGGUUGUGUAUAUCGUGGAUCCUUUCAGCUACGGUCAGAACUGUGAAGGGGAAUCAGAUAUGGAUAGAAUCAUCAAAAUAGGGCUACUCAAGUGUUAUCUACAACUUGUCAAAUCUCUUCCAGAUAAUUUACAGCAAAAUAUUAAUUUACAGAUCAUUCCGUUACAUACUGUGUUAGAGAGUACAGAGCGGGGCAGUAACAUGCAACAGUUAAAGGCAAUAUCGUUUUCUGUGUUCACAGCCUGUCGAUGGAUUUCAUCGCACAAUGUACUGGGUCGGUCAUUGACAGGGUUUGGGCCAGCAUCAGCUGCCGAUCUCUUCCUCAAAAAGAAGGAAGAUAAGAAAAUGAAACUGUACAGUCCUCCGUUUGUGAUAGCUCCCACCAAAGACAAACAAGCUCUGCUGGCAGAGUGUCAUGGGGAGAAGUUGGAGAGGAGUAAUGUCCUGUACUUUUCUUACUGUCUGUCAGAGGACCAGCGGUGGUUAUUAGCUGCCUGUACAGACGAGCAGGGUGAACUGAUGGAGACGGCCACCAUCAACAUAGAAAUUCCAAACAGAAAUCGAAGGAAAAAAGCUUCAGCGAGAAAAAUUGGUUUGAGAAAGUUGUGGGAUUUUAUUUUGGGUGUAGUUACCAUGACAACCAUUCCUAGCAGGCUAGUGAUUGGGAGAUUUGGUAGAAUGGGCCAUGGUGAAUUAAAAGGUUGGUCAGGAUUGUUGAGUAAAAAGAACAUUGUAAAAUCCAUGAGACGUAUCAAAGAUCUGUGUCCCAACGUGUGUUCCCAUUUGACAAACAGUUCAGAAAUUCCAGGAAUUCUUAGUGUGUGUUUGAUAUCUCUGGAAUCUCAUUCAUCAUUCCAAGUUUUAGCCGAUGCUGUUAAGGCAGAGGAGAAGAUGAGUAGUAAUUGUCCGCUACAAACUCCACAAGAUGCUUCCUGUACACAUAUUCUAGUCUUUCCAAUUUCUGCAAAUGCGCAGGCAAAUUCUCAGAGUGUUAUGCCAGAUACUGGAGUAUCUUUAGGCCUAGGGAAUAUUGAAGAUGUCAUGGAUGAUGACAAUAUUCUGUCAGGUUUACAUGAGGACUUCAAAAUGGACAAUGAUAUAAAUGAUGGAUUUCUCUUUAAUGUUUUUGAAGAAAUUACAAAUUCUCCAAAUACUGUGCUUCCAGGAGGAAAUAACUCUAAUCCAGGAUCACCAACAGAUAAUGGCAGAAAUUCAUUGUCAGCCAUGAAUGGUUCUACCUCAAAUUCACAGGAUUUAGAUCCUCAAGAUGAACAGCCAAAUUUAUUACAGCAGCCUCUUGCAAUGGGAUAUAUUGUAUCCACAGCAGAUUCUGGGCCUCUGCCAAAAUGGUUCUGGUCAGCCUGUCCAGAAAGCGAGCAUCACAAACCAUAUACAUUCAAAGCUGCAUUACACAUUCAAUCAAAUCAGGAGGAAUUCAUGCCAUCAUCUCAAAGAAAUUCUCAUCCCUUAGACUCAAGUAUUACUUGUGAUGUACUCAGGUAUGUUUUGGAGAACUACAACGCUCUGUCAUGGUUGACCUUUGACCCAGUGAAGAAUGAUCGCCAGUCAAGUUUACCAAUACACAUCGUAGUUCUGAUGCAGAUGUACCAUGCAUUAAAUGCAUUUCUCUGAAUCUGUGAUAUUUUGACAAUUUUUUCUGUGAUGCAUUUAAUUCAUGCUCCAUCUGUCAUGAUUGAUCAAAACGCUGAAAGGAUCAGGAUCUCAAAAUCGACAUAUUUAUUGUAUUUUUUAUACAUUUUGUGAAUAAUACUGUAAUCUUUUGUAAAUUUUUGUACCUUCCCUUAUCGUGAACUAAAUUAUUGAAAAAAAGUCAGUGAAACUUGUGUAUUAAAUGUACAUGUGAUUAAUUUAUUGUAUAGUUCAUCAUAUCUCAUACCGUUUCAUAUACCUCACAGUAAACAAGUCAUGUCAUGAAGAAAUAAUGUAUAUAUUCUUGGAAUAAGCUUCUAUUAAGCUCCAAGCAUCCUCGUUGUGGUAGCUGAAUUCAUUAAAUUGUACAUUUUAUAAUGUUAAUGAACUUUUCCAAAUGAUAUUUGGAGCUGACUUUAAAGAAUUUGAAUGCUGAUCUUCCAUUAAUAUUAUGAAGACGAAAAUAGUGCUAAGAAGGAAGGGUCAAUGCAAUGGGGAAUUUGUUAAAAUGCCAGUAUUUUUUGUUAUCUUUUAAGGACUAGAUAUGUCCUAAAAGAAUUAAGGAAAAUUUUCAUUUAUCAUGCACAUUGUUACUUAACACUUUUAGUUCUAUUCACGUCAUAUCAAAACUGGAGAAUAAUAAAAAAGACUAAAGAUUUUAUUUUCCAAGCUUGUAUCAACAAUGUUAAUAGUUCUUUUUGGAAAGGAGACUUUUCAGUACUUCAGCUCCUUUUUAAAAUCUUAGAAAACCCACAUUAGAUAUAAAUCAUGUUCUAUGUUGAUAUGAUUAUAUUAAUAGUAUUUUUUUAUUUGUUAAAAAUGAAAUAUUUUAAAAGUGCUGAGUACAGGAGGCGUGCUAAAUUAAUUAAUAAACCAUGACUCAAUAUGAAAGUCAAAAUAUUUUUUUAUAAAAUAUAUAUUUUUCUGUCAGAUAUCAUAGUUUAGGGUGAUCCCUUUAAAAGUCAUAAUUACUCUAGUUUAAAAAAACUUUGAAAACAAAGAAAUUUGUGUGAAAAUAUCAGCUAAAUUUAUAUCAAAUUAGCAUAUGGGCAUGUUACAAAAAUAUGGGAAUACUGCCAAUCUUGAAAAAGGUUUUCAAUGGAUUGAGUUAUUUUUUUUUAUGGCAAGAUAUUGUAAUAAUUUAUAUCAGUUGUGGGGAAACAGUGAUGAAAAUAAUAUCUCCUUAUUUUAUAAAGGGGGAAAUCAAUAUCAAAAUACCAUCAAAGUAUUGUAAAUGAAGUGGCAUAUUAUAAGCAGAUGAUCAAUUUGUUAAACUUAAUGUUAGAUUUCUUAAUUCUUAACUUAUUUUGUAAGUAUUUAUAAGUUCCUGUGAUAUGUUUCUACAUAUGAUUAUUUGGGGAUCUUUGGUUUCAGAGACUUAAUCUGUGUAUAUUUUUCAUACCCUUAGUCAGUAUUAUUAUAAUGGUAUGCCCUCUUACUCUAGGGCCUUGUAUGCCAGAGUAGGGGAAAGGAUGAGUGAUGUGAAACAUUACCAAUCAAUGCUUAGAAAACAUUUUUGUUAUUAUAGAGAUUCCAGUAUAUUAUUUUGUCCUUUUUACCUAUGGGGAAACAGACAUACUCUGUUUGAUAAUUUAACCAAUCAGAUUGUAGGAGUAUCACAGAUAUGCCAUUCCAAAAAAAGUAUAUCAAUAUUUUGUUUUCUUUUUUCAAAGAGUUACAGUAUUUAAAAAUAUAUUAUGGUUGUAAAUUAAGAUAUUUUCCUUUAAAACACGCCUGGCACUUAGUGGAAGCUCUGCAAAUAAGAAAUGGACCUAAUGAUGCAAUUUUACUACCAUUGCUUUUUGAACCAUAGCAAUUGUAGUUAAUAUAUACAUUUUUGGGGUUCUCCCUUACACGGAAUAUAUUUUAUUCUGUAUUCAACAUAUGAAAAUUUGUUUUUAAUGUAUUAAAGAAAUGAAAUGUAUGAUAAUUUUGGUAUUUCUCUGUAAUAACUUGAAGACAUGCUGGAGGGAGCUCACAGAAUUCCUUGAAAUUUCAAAUAUAUUUAGAGUGAAAAAAGUUUGAUUCCUCACGUCUGGACAAGUAGCUCCUUUCCUUUGUGCUGGGUGUGGUAUGUUUUAAUGGAACUACCGUUACUUUCAAUUUGAAGUAUUUCUGAAGGGAGAUAAUUGAUAUUAAACUUUUUUAAUUGCUACUUAAUAUUGGUUAGUUGUUUAUUCUUGUUUUUCUCUAAAAAAUAUUGUGCCAAAUGUUGGACUCCAUAUAAAUUUUAUUAAGAUUAACCUUUAUUUUUCCAAGAGCAAUUUAAGUCUUUUAUUCAUUUCUUUUUGUAAAAUUGGUAUGAAUAAUUAAAGUUUUCUAUUAAUUAUAAACUUAAAAAAUGUAAACAUAGAUUUAAAAAUAGUUAAUUACAUCUAAAGGAAUACAUUAUUGAAACUAUAAAUGUAUUGGGGUGCAUUUUUCUCAUUUGAGUGAGGAAGUUGUUCCCUGUUUAAAUAAAAUCUUCUAUCAAUUUUUUACCUGUAAAUUAACUAUUUUCAAUCAAAUAAUGAGAUCUAUAAUUUAUUAUAGGCUUUUUAAAGAGUCGUUAUUGGUUACAUUUUCCCACUAAGUUGAAUUUUGUAAACUGAUCAGUAUUUUUACCCAUAAUUCCACCAAUUCAAUAAGUGAUACUAUUUUCCUAACUCCAGAUAGUCCUUUUUAGGCAUUUCAUUGUUCCUUUGUAUUUUUAUACUGCAUUAAAAAGUCUUAAGAUAAUCUUUCACAUUUGUUUUUGAUGAAAUAUGAUGGUUAUCGUGUCUAUUUUGUCAGCACCAGAGAAGGAAAAGUAAAUUGUAGUCAUGAUCUAAAAUAUUGCAAAUUGUUUUUAAGUAUCUGUGAAGCUUGUUUGUCUCAUUGUUGAAAACUUUUUUAUUUUUUGCAUAUAUCUGAAUUUUUAUCAAUUAGAGGUCAGGGGUCAAUACUGAGGAAUACUUCUCUGAAUUCUAUACUGAAAACGGAAGAAAACAUUGUGUAAGUUACCAUGCAGAAGUCUCAUUUUUACAGUCAGGGGUAGACUUAGGGUACAAGUUCAAUGGUUGUAACAUAAUAAAAUCAUUUUUUGUUAGUUUUAUCAUACUUUCAUUCAUUUGUCAGUUUUUCUUGUUAAUUUUGUACAAAUGUAUUUAUGUAAUAUAAAAAUGUUCUAUUUAUAUAUUUUGCAAUUUGCAGGGAGAUUUAUCUCCCUUUACGUUAACAUUUCCAAAAUGAUAUUGUAUAAAGACGACACUAAUUGUAUAUUUUGCUAUUUUGUAAUGAAACCAAAGUUUGUUGUACUUUAUUUGUUGUAAUAAUAAGAUUGAAGAAUUUGUAAGAUUGGUCGUUUUGUAGAAGUUGUGUAGAGUGGACUAGAGUAAGUACUCAAAUAGGGAAGGAUUUCAACUUGAAUGGCCCCACUGUGUAUACUGAUACUAAGCACGGUCCAAAGGCAUGUUCAAGGUUGUUGAGUAUUAGAUAGAUAAUAAUUUUGCAGUGCAAAAAUUGUGUAUUAAGUACAAAAUAAAGAGUGCUAUUUGCAUGGUUAGUGUAAAACUGUAAAGAAUUGUAUGUGUUUAAGGUGUUUAAGAACAUAGGUCAUUUUAAGUAUACAAGGGGAGCCAUAUAAGCAACUUUGUUUCAAAGAGAGUUAUAAUCUUCUGGGUGUUUUUUUGUUGUAAACCUUCCAAAAUUUAUCAAAUUAAAAUUCAUCAAAACUAUUGGUAUAUAAAAAUGUCUAUUAAGGAAAUAAAAAUAUCUGAAUCUUUAUUUGUUUCCUCAUUGUCAAAGCUGUGGGACAUUAGAAUUUUUUUAAAAAUAGUGGAAAAGGAAAAAAAUUAUUCCUGCUUUUAAUUUUUCUAAUCCACUUCAAAAAUUUCAUAAGGUAUACUUUUCAUUUGACCUAAUUCUACUGAACACAGGACAGAUUUUGCUGCUGAUAGAAUUUGAUGCACUGAACUUAAGAAAGGGCAAUUAUACAAUUAUAAGUAAGGAUAUUUUUGGACCCUAGAGAUUUUAAUGGAUCUGUUUUUAGGAAUUUUUGGUCUUCAAUGCUCUUCAACUUCGUACUUUAUUUGGCCUUUUUAACUUUUUUUGAUUCGAGCGUCACUGAUGAGUCUUUUGUAGACGAAACGCGCAUCUGGUGCGAAUACAAAAUUUCAAUCCUGGUAACUAUGAUGAGUUUUUUUUCAUCGAAUUAAUUAUGAAGACUGUAUUGUACAGUUAUACACAGUGGCAUUCCAGUUUAGGUCAUUGUAGAGAAUUAUCUUCGUUGUUUGUUGACAGUAUUAUAAAGGCAUAAAAACAAAAUUAAGAAAUAUGUCAAAAAACUUUAGUCACUUAUUUUAUUAGCACAUAAGGCCAAUUGUCUUGCACUGGUUUUUGGUGCAACUUAAAGAUCAUUAGAAUAUCAAGGCAUUUUUUUCUAUGUAUAUUUGUACUAUUGUGAUGUAUAGUUUUUAAUGUCUUUGAGAUAUUAUCUGUAAUGAUGAUUAUAUUAUACAUUUAAUAAUUUAUUUCUGUUGAAACAAAACAUGAAAUAUUGACUCAUUUCAUCAAAAUGAAAAUAAAUAGAAUAAAAUUAUUGUUUAA